GGCUCUGUUUUUGUGGUGAGGGGGGGGGGGGGGGAAAAAAAAAAAAAAAAAAAAAAAAAAAAAAAAAAAAAAAAAAAAGAGAGAGAGAGAGAGAGAGAGAGAGAGAGAGAGAGAGAGAGAGAGAUGGUGGGAUCGAGAUCCGAAGAGGGGGAAAGGAGAAAGAGUGCGGGGUGCGGUAAGUGCGAAAAGAGCGGGAGGCUUCUAGAAUGCGCCACGUGUCCGAGAGGGUAUCAUCCUUCUUGCUUGACGCCGCCGAUCUCGUCUUUUCGGAAGGUGCCAAAGGCCAGACGGUGGACAUGCCCCCGAUGUUGUGGAGAAGGGGGAGGGAGGUUCAUCGAGAAGAGUGUCGGCACUGCGAACGACUCUGUGGGCCAUGGUUGUGCUGAAGCGUUGGGCGGAAACUCGAAUCUGGACUGUUCCUUUCCCGCGAGGAAGAACAGGAAAAGUUCAGAAGGAUGCGCUGAAGCUGCCGAUACUGCGACAGCGGGAGUGGAAAGGGAUGGGGGCGGGAGGAAAGGAAGGAAUGGUGGCGGGAUGAAGCCGCCUAUGCGUAGUGACAGAGGCUUGUUGCCAUCUCCAACAGUGGAAGACGGCGAGACCGCUGUGAAAAAAAGAGAGGCGGAUGGAACGACUCAUCUUGAUGAUGGGGUCUGGGAUCGGGAUCGGGAUCGAGAUGAGAGGGUGGCGGGUAAUGGAGAGGUGCUGGUGGCUGACUCGGAGGAGGAGGAGGAGGAGGAGGGAAAAGCAGCGGGAAGGCCUGGAAGACGCGGCCGGAGGAGCGGCAUGGGAAGAUGGAGACUGAGAGGGGGGGAGUGGGUAGGGCAAACACUGUCAGGCGGGAGAAGCCGGGGACGGCUGGGGGGCAGAGCUAACGAAUCGACCUUGGCGGCUGAUGAAAGUGCAGCAAAUGUUGCAAUCGAUAUGGAAGAAGAAGUCUGUGAUAUGAAAGUCGGUGAAGAAAGGGAGACAGUAGAGCGGAUCGAGCCUUGUGUGGAAAUGGUGGUGUCUAUCUCCUGCGGUGGGCAGGGCGAGGAAGAUCCCAAUAAGCAAACCGUGGGCGCUCGUCAGAGUGACAUUUCUGGGAGAGCUAAGGGGGGGGGAGGGGGGGAAGGAAGCAAUGGACGAGAGAAGAGGGGGACGGCAAGGGGAAAAAAGGUUGAAGAUCGGAUCGGCGGUGGAGAAAGGAUGGCGGCGGGUCAGAUCGGUGCGAGCGCUGAGAUCCCAGCCGCAGUGGGGUACAUGGCCAAGGUGCCUGGAAAGCGAUCGCUUCUGACAAUGGACACUGGGGAUGGGAUUCUGAUUCUGCCGAGUACCAGAUGCAGCAUCACAGACAAAGAAGGUAAAGAUGCUGACGUCAACGUUGAUGUGGAACCGUCCAAGAGAGUGAAGCAGUCGGGUGAUGCGGAAGACGCACCAAUCGAUGAGGAGAAGAAGGAGGAGGAGGAGGAGGAGGAGAAGACUACGUGGGUUGACCGUGAUCCUGACGGGUUGCACUCGAUUGCAACGGAGCCACGUGGAAGAAAGACGAGCAAGACACGGAAGAGAGCCGAGAUGGUCGAAGGAGGCACAUGUGUCGCUAGACGGCUGCGAUUGCGAAGUCAUUCCGCCGUCGUUGAUCUUUCUACUGCUGACACAGCGAUGGACGUCACACCGGUCCGGUGUUCUGGCGCUCGAGGAGAGCCUCCUCCCCUCGAUCCCGAUCGGAAUCCCGAACCUGAUCCCGAUCCGAAUCCCGAGCGGAAUCCAGGUCCUGAUGAUGCAGUUGCAGCCAUGGGCGACGAUCCGGCUGCUUCUGGCGAUGGCGUGCUUGACAAGGGUGGGAGCUAUGGUGAUCGUGCGACCAGAGCGGGUGCCGUUCGGUACACAGGUGGAAGGCGACGAGCAUAUGCAGACGAGAAUGGCAAAGACGAUGCAGAUUCAGAUGCAGCGGGAGUCGCAAUCUUCAGGCAAGGCGAAGAGGAGAGGGUGGUGGAGAGGAGGGAAGACGAGCAGAUAAGGUCCGGCAGCCGCUUCCUCCGCUCUUCUCGUCGGGGUGCCAGCGAUGGUCGGCUUCAUGAUGCAAGCAGCGAGAUCGGGAGAUCGAGGAGGAAGAUGACGGUGGAGGGAAGGAUGAAGAAGGAUGAAAAGCCCGGCCUGGCAGACGAAGCGGUUGUACGAACGGUGGCCUUGCCCGGAUUGGUGCAGCAGCAGCCGUUGUGGUCCCACGAUUCGCGGCGGCAGCUUCGCGGCCGAGUUCUUGCGGAAGACGAUGGUCGCGAUGGUGGGUCACUAGAGAGGCCAGCGAACGGCGGAGAUGUACCCGGGCCCAGUUCCUCGCUAGCACGAAAGGAAGGGCAGGAGAAGGAGAAGGAGAAGGAGGAGGGGGAGGGGGAGGAGGAUGAGGAGGAGGAGAAGGGGACAGAAAGGAAGGGAGAUGAAGGCGUGUCCGCUGAAGGCGAUGAGCGUACGACAGCAGCAGGACAAGAUGGGAACGGCGAUACCGGAUCGGUAGGCCUCAAUCUGGAAGCCGAGGAGGGAGCUCCUCUUUGUCCCCCUCCUCCUCCUCCUCCUCCUCCUCCUCUUCCUCCUCGCUCUUUGCGCGCUGGCAAUGGCACCGAACAGCGGAGACGAGGCGGCGACACGGCAACAGCUGCGACGAGAGAAGGAGGCAGCGGAGAAGAACGUGGACGUGACGUCCGUGCUGAUCCUCGCGAGCGAAGCCGCGCAAGAUUCUUGUCUAUUGCUCGCAGCAGGGCUGCUUACUUUGCUCAUUAUCAAGAAAGGGAGGAGGAGGAGGAGGAGGAGGAGGAGGUGGUUGGAGUGGUGGCUCCGCUUCGCCAGCAGCAGCAGGAGGAUGAGGAUGAGAUAGACAGAAACAGGGAUUCUGCCGAAAGAGACUGGCCUGGUCCGUUCUCCACCGCUCGUCGUGUGGCGCGCGAUCGUGCGCAAGCUCUGCGGAAGAGGCGCGAUCAAGGCGCAGGCGGACUUCAGGCUUCCUCCUCGAAACGAGCCCCCCCMCCCCCCCCUGCUACUGUGGUGCAGUGGGUUCCUAAGAACCGCCACGUGUCAUCGUUCUCGCCGAAGGGGAAAUCGGUCGCAGAGAAUGGGCAUGGUGAUGAUGCAGUAGGAUCGACUGGCGGGUGCAGGCGAAGGGCGCGAAGUGGAGGCGGGAUCAGCCAUUUGACCAGAGGCAUCCCUCUCAGUUUGUUUGACUUGUGUGUCGAGGUUCUCUGCGACAUGGCCGAUGGAUUGGGAUCGCUGUACGGAAUGCCUGACGUCGUACGGAAGAAAGUGUGCGCUGGCCUGUGCGCCAGAAGGAAGAUGACACCGGAAGCGCUUCGCCUGUUCUUUGACGGCGAGCCCUCUGACGUGUAUAUUGGAGAUUGCACGCUUAUCUCUGAAGACGAUCUGAGUGAUGCCAUGGCUCGAUGCAGCGGCGAGCAACUGGAGCACGUGACGUGGGUGGAACGUGGGCGUGACCCACGUGACGUGGGUGGAACGUGGGCGUGACCGCGUUGGGGGGUUGUGGCUAUGGAUACCUACUACGGGUCUCGCUCCACUACUGACCAAAUGUGCAAAAUGAGA
This is a messenger RNA of Chara braunii, 3564 nucleotides long. The record is from the annotation of a GenBank genome assembly. Lineage: Eukaryota; Viridiplantae; Streptophyta; Charophyceae; Charales; Characeae.